UCCAGUCUGUAAACUAGACGGGCGCUUUAGAGAGUUGUACGGUGUUCUUGUUUUUGCACAUGUGAGGUCUCGUGCAAAUGUGAAUAUCAGUGUAUAUUCUAAUUAAGUCUUGUGAAAGCAGGAAUUGCAUUAUUUUAAGUUUCCAGUGUAAUUCGCAGGCAUGGGGAGGCUGAGAAACAAACACAACUGGAAGGCGAGGGAGCAAAACACAGCAGCUCCCAAACCUACUGAAGACCCGAAGAAUGAAGUGCUACUGGAGUUGGAGGACUCCACCAUGCUAAAAGGAGUGGAUGAAAGUAACACACUGGUUCUCCCAGGCACCAAAGCUAAGAAGAAAAAGGUGGAACAAACUGUCCCUAAAAAGAAACCUCUGACCAAGAAACAGAAAAAGAACCUGCAAAAGGUUCUGGAGCAGAAAGAGAAAAAAGCUCAUCGAGUGGAGAUCUUGGAUAAAUUGGCAGAAGUUCAGCUGCCAGAGUCUGAACUGAAGCUGCUGUACACAACCUCCAAACUGGGCAUCGGAGACAAACUUUAUCAAACUAAAGAAGUUAAUAUUGAAGGGGUGAAUGAUGGUUCAGUAACUGUCAAAAUCAGCAGCCUAAGCGGUGCUAAGAGAAAGAGAAAACUGGCUCAUGAUGUGGACGAAAGUGAUGAUCCAGACUCUUCUAAGCAGGAGACAAGCAGUGGGUCAGACUCUUCUUCUGAGGAAGAGGAAGAUGAGGUUGAGGCUUCAGAAAAAGCAGCACCUGCAGUGAAGGAGGAGCAGGAAGAGGAGAUGGAAACAAAAACAGUGGAAGUAAAGGAGGAGGAGAAAAGGGAAGAUAAAAAAACAGCUGUGCACAAGAUUGACAACUGUCAGCCAGCUGUGUUUAUUCCUGUAGACCGACUGCCGGAGAUCCAGGAGGCACGACUGAAGCUGCCAGUGUUGGCGGAGGAGCAGGUUAUCAUGGAAGCAGUGAAGGAGAAUGAUUGUGUUGUUCUGUGUGGAGAGACUGGCAGUGGCAAAACUACACAGGUUCCCCAGUUCCUUUACGAGGCUGGAUAUGCAAGUGCUGGUGGUCUCAUCGGAGUGACUGAGCCCAGAAGAGUGGCAGCAGUCAGCAUGUCUCACCGUGUGGCCAAUGAGAUGAACCUUUCCACGGGGGUGGUGUCUUAUCAGAUCAGAUUUGAAGGCAAUGUGACAAAAGACACCAAGAUCAAGUUUAUGACAGAUGGUGUCUUGCUGAAAGAGGUUCAAAAGGACUUCCUGUUGCAGAAAUACAGCGUGAUCAUUAUUGACGAGGCUCACGAGCGCAGUGUCUACACUGACAUCCUCAUCGGCCUGCUCUCACGCAUAGUUGCACUCCGCAAUAAGAAAGGUUUACCCAUGAAACUGCUGAUCAUGUCUGCUACGCUGCGAGUGGAGGACUUUACUGAGAACAAGAGACUGUUUCGAAUUCCUCCACCAGUCAUAAAGGUAGAGGCUCGCCAGUUCCCAGUCACUGUUCACUUCAACAAGCGCACACCAAUGGAGGAUUAUGUAGCAGAGGCCUUUCGCAAAACAUGCAAGAUUCACCGCAUGCUGCCACCAGGUGGUAUCCUGGUGUUUUUGACCGGCCAGGCUGAGGUGCAGUCUGUGUGCAGGAGACUGAGAAAGGCUUUUCCUUAUAGACCAAAAAAUACACAGAAUACUGAAAUGGAGGACGCACCAGAGGAGCUGAGGAAAUUUAAAAGGCAGAAACAGAAGAAAUCAGUGUCUCUUCCUCGCAUUGAUCUGAACAACUACUCUGCCUUACCCGUGGAUGAAGGAGAUGAAGAUCGACAGGCUGGCGUUGAUGAUGAGGAUGAUGAAGGCUCAGAUCUGGAUUUAGGCGAUCAACCAGAAGACAGUGAGGAGAAGGCUGAUCCCUCAAUUCCUCUGUACGUGCUGCCACUUUACUCCCUGUUGGCACCAGAGCAGCAAGCUAAAGUGUUUCGUCCACCUCCACCAGGUGCUCGCUUGUGUGUGGUGGCCACCAACGUGGCAGAGACAUCCCUCACUAUUCCAGGAAUUAAGUACGUUGUUGACUGUGGUCGGGUGAAGAAGAGAUUUUAUGACAGAGUGACAGGAGUCUCUUCCUUUAAGGUCACCUGGACGUCACAGGCCUCGGCCAAUCAGAGAGCUGGAAGGGCAGGAAGAACAGAGGCAGGACAUUGCUAUAGACUCUACUCAUCUGCCGUGUUUAGUGAUUUCAGCGAGUUUUCUGAGGCUGAGAUCACUCGGCGCCCUGUCGACGACCUGGUUUUGCAAAUGAAAGAUCUCAACAUUGAGAAGGUGGUGAAUUUUCCGUUCCCUACCCCCUCUUCUGAAGCACUGAUGUCUGCUGAGCAGCUGCUCAUCUCUCUGGGUGCUCUAGAGGAACCGCCUCGCCAGGGGCGAAUGGUAGAUAUGGAGAGGGCUCGAUUAUCAUGUCCUAUAACCCCUCUGGGACGUGCAAUGGCAGCAUUUCCUGUGUCACCACGCUAUGCUAAAAUGCUUGCACUGGGCCGCCAGCAGGGCUGCAUGCCCUACACCAUAACAAUAGUGGCAGCUAUGACUGUUCGAGAGAUCUUUGAGGAACUGGACAGGCCAGCGAGUAGUGAAGAGGAGAGCAGUAAGCUGGCUGGAAGAAAAGCACGCUUCAGUCAGAUGAGGAGGUUGUGGGCAGGCCAGGGCCAGUCUUUACUUUUGGGAGAUCUCAUGGUGCUGCUAGGUGCUGUAGGGGCUUGUGAGUUUGCUAGCUGCACACCAAAGUUCUGUGAAGAAAACGGCCUUCGCUACAAAGCUAUGCUGGAGAUACGGAGGCUGCGGGGACAGCUCACUAAUGCAGUUAAUGCUGUGUGUUCUGAUGCGGGGGUGUGUGUAGACAACAAAAUGGCCCCCCCGACUGAAUCUCAGGUUGUGUGCCUGAGGCAGAUUGUGCUGGCUGGUUUAGGAGAUCAUCUGGCUAGACGAGUACAAACUGAGGAGCUACUGGAUCCAAAGUGGAGAAAUGGCUACAAGACUCCGCUCCUGGAUGAGCCUGUGUUUAUACAUCCUUCCUCUGCACUUCACAAAGAACUGCCUGAGUUUGUUGUCUACCAAGAGAUCAUGGAAACUACCAAAAUGUACAUGAGAGGAGUGUGUGCAGUGCAGGCUGAUUGGAUCCCUAAGCUUCUGCCCCAGUACUGUCACUUCAGUGGACCAGAACAAAGCCCUGCCCCAUGGUACUGCACUGUCAGUGGCAAAGUGAAGUGUCGACAACAGAGCACUUUCUUCAGAGUUGGGUGGAAGCUUCCUGCCAUUGAGAUGGAUCAUCCUGAAGGGCUUGAGCGAUACAAACUCUUUGCAAAGUUUCUGCUGGAAGGACAGGUGUGUUCUAAACUACAGCGACACAGUACAUGCUUACUGUCGAGCCCUACAACUAUGCUGAAGACAUGGGCCAAGCUUCAGCCUCGAACUGAAAAUCUUUUGGGAGCGUUGGUGUCAGAAAAAGUCGACAGCCGAGAUGCCUUAGAAGCUGCAUGGAAGAAAAAUGAAAAAUUUCUCCUGUCAGCAUACUGCCAGUGGCUUCCCAAGUCUGUUCAUGAAGAAGUCGCCAAGAGCUGGCCUCCUGUCUGACACUCUCAUGGUACCUUAUCACACAUUAGUGGAAACACUAACACACUGCCCCUUGAAAUAUUACACAGCAGGACUUGCAGAAUUCACACCUGCAUAAACACACAUAUCAAGACUGCAGAUGAUCUUAAUUUGUCUUUUUGGAGACCAGUGGAUAUUUUACCUGUAUAUUUUUUAGUGUCUCACAAAAGUGAGUGCACCCCUCACAUUUCAGCAACCAUUUUAGUAUCUUCUCAAGGCACAAUUCUAUAGAAAUAAAACUUGGAUAUACUUUAGUAGUCAAUGUGCAGCUUUUAUAGCAGUAUAUAUUUACUGUCCUCCAAUAAUGUAACAUACAGCCAUUAUUGUCAAAAUAACUGGCAACAAAAGUGAGUACACCCCAAGUAAAUCUGUCAAAACUGAGUCCAAAAUGUCAAUAUUUUGUGUGAGCACCAUUGUUAUCUAGCACUGCCUUAAUCCUCCUGGGCAUAAGAUUCACCAGAGCUGCACAGGUUGUUCCUGGGAUGCCUUUCCAUUUAAGAUAAUUAAAGAGAAUUUUCAAGAUGGGUUUCACUUGGUACAGGCCCCAAAGGAGUUGAGUUCUCAUGCUAUGUAGGUGAGGAGUAACAAGAAAAUUGUGUCUUGCCUACAGUCAAGCAUGGUGGUGGUAGCAUCAUGGUCUGGGGCUGCGUGAGUGCUGCUGGUACUGGGGAACUGCAGUUAAUUGAGUGGUUCCAACACGAAACAGUUCCAUUUUUAUAGUAUUGUCCCUUGAGAAGAUACUAAAAUGGUUGCUGAAAUGUGAGGGGUGUACUCACUUUUAUGAGAUACUGUGUAUUCAAUCAUUAACUCACUGUGGAUUUGAUGGAUGAAAUCUGUAGAAAUAUGGAGCUUCUGUCCAUAUAUUUAAUCCUAAACUGAAAAGAAUCACCAUUGAAAGUGCGAGUAUGUUUAAACUGGUUUAAUUACAUUUUGAAAUGUAGUAAGAAAUAGGGGAAAAAAAUAAAUUCAAAACUGUAACUGUAAAAAAUUGUUGGGGAAACUACCAUGAAUAAAGUUUUUUGUUUUUUUGGUCAUUUUUACAAACUUUACUGAUUUGUAUACAACAGGAAUGCAAGAGUAUUCUGUGUCAUAAUUGUGAGUGAUAUUUGUAUGACUUUUGGUUACUUUCAAAAAUGUUUAAAAUGUUUUUAAACAUUUUUUCCCCUUUAUUUUGAAUAAACUCUUUAUUGCAAUACCUGCAUUAUAUACUUUCACAAACUAUGGCUGUAAUGAAAAGUUUUAUAAAAAAAAAUCUAUACUGAACAUCCCACAAA
Molecule: messenger RNA, 4890 nt
Organism: Silurus meridionalis
Lineage: Eukaryota; Metazoa; Chordata; Actinopteri; Siluriformes; Siluridae
Gene: dhx37
Product: DEAH (Asp-Glu-Ala-His) box polypeptide 37
Biological process (GO): maturation of SSU-rRNA from tricistronic rRNA transcript (SSU-rRNA, 5.8S rRNA, LSU-rRNA)
Cellular component (GO): intracellular anatomical structure; nucleolus
Molecular function (GO): ATP hydrolysis activity; RNA binding; ATP binding
Source: RefSeq, a predicted model, not a curated record